Aspergillus fijiensis CBS 313.89 is the source of this 859-nucleotide messenger RNA. RefSeq lists its product as uncharacterized. NCBI's taxonomy places the organism in Eukaryota, Fungi, Ascomycota, Eurotiomycetes, Eurotiales, Aspergillaceae. The coding region runs from base 231 to 683 and encodes 150 amino acids. The record is from RefSeq and is a predicted model, not a curated record. The transcript has 2 exons.
CCCGAAUCAUCAACCCGCCCCCCUUUGUGCAACAGUAAGCGGGAGUGAGAUGCCGGAAGGGGAGUCACCAUCCCCCAGUGAGGAAGUCAGGAGACCGUAGGUAGUAGGUAGUUCUUGAACCUCCCGGCAAAGUCAAUGUCGAUGUCAAGGUUCCCUCUUAAUGUAGUGCAGGUAGUGUUCACUUACUACUCGGUUCGAAUUGAGUUUUUGUACUUCAGAAAAAGUAGCGCAUGUCACCGCAAGCCAUCUCUCCCCUCUGUAAACUCAGUACCUUAGGACGUUCCAAUUGGGAAAAUGGGGACCCUUGUUCUCCGCGGAGAAAGACGAACUUUGAGUUGAGAUGGCUGCGGAAUAGAGUCGAGUCGGUGGCGGGACGUGAAAGUAAGAAUACCCCAAACGCCAAACUCCAGGUCUGGGGUCACAAAAAGUGUCAGUUUCAAAUUGAGCCGGAGAUGAUGGAUCAGAUGAGGCGCGCGGGGGCGGGCGUUGUGGGCGUUAUGGGCGUUGUGGGCGUCAUACUUGGGGUUUUUGGCCUUUUGCCUCUUUGGGAGGAAGUAUGUACAGUACUGUACGUACACUCUAGGGCAGUUGCUGUUGGAAUUGUUGAUGAUGGCUGUUUUGUUGGUGGUGAGGGGGAUGGUCGAUUUAGGGGUGCACAGGAAGCAAAAAAUUCGAGUGGUUGAUUGUAUUGUAUUGUGAAUCUGCAGUAGGAUCUGAAACCCUUUUCCCUGUCUGUUGCUUCACUCUGUACUGUUUCUACACUCAGCAGUGAUUACUGAGUACUUGGCAACAGACAGGGUUGCGACUGAACGCGGCGAAACGGUACACUGGGAGAUGCUUUAGAGGUACUCGAUACAUG